CUGCUUUCGUAGAGGAGCAGAAGGAAGCAAGAUGGCUGCCCUGUAGGAUUUGUUAGAAAGGAGACCCGGCUGCGACGGCGGCGGACUGCGAGGCUGAGGGACCAGAACCAGGCUGGUAAACAUUCAGCAGCUUACCCUCCCAAGACUCUCCAUGUCCCUUGUUCCUGUUCCGCUGCGGUGCUUGGAAGCAGGAGAUGGGCUCACACACGGUCAACAGGACAUGAUCCAGGAGGAGCAGUGAGGGACAGCGCUGCUGGAUUCAUUCAAAGGGCAGCCUCGUGGAUGGCCCCGAAGCAAGCCUGAUGGAACAGGACAGAACCACCCAUUCUGAGGGCAGCACACUGAGUCCAUUCCUGAUACCACCGCCUUCUCCCAUCUGCCCGACAGAACCUCAACUCCAGAAUGGAAGCCCAUUAGCAGAGAGACUUCAUCCAGAAGAAGUGAAUGGAGACACCAAGUGGCAGUCUUUCGAAAGCUAUUAUGGAAUACCCCACAGGAAAGGCAGCCAGAGCAGUCGUGAGAGUCCAGACUUUAUACACGAAGGCAGAGGGUAUUCCGGGUGCUUGCAAAACGGAGGGAUAAAACGUACAGUCAGUGAACCAUCUCUCUCUGGGCUCCAUCUGAACAAGAAAUCAAAAUUAGACCAAAAAGUUGAGGGAGAAGGUAAUUGCUUCGGGGAAAGCCGAGAAGGACACCCAGGUGAAAGCAGCCGUCAGCCAAAUGUCUCCAGUCGGAGCGAGAACAGAGAGGCUGUGCCCUCUCUGACCCAGGAUAGAGCAGGUGCAGCCAUUGAUGGUUUUCCGACUCAUAACUGCAAUGGAUUGGACAACAGAGAUUUUCGGGCUCUCAAGGAGCAGGAAGGGGAAAAUGGCAGGAACGUUUUACUACUUACAAACAAGGCUGUGCUAAUGCCUAAUGGUGCUACAGUUUCUGCCCCUUCCGUGGAAAACACGCAUGGUGAACUCCUGGAAAACACACCAUCUCUGUGCUGCCCAGAUCACGUUCCCAUGGCAGUACAGAAUACCACAUCUCAUGUGAACGACCUGAACAGUCGGGCUACUAAUGAGUUGUCUUGUGAGAUCACUCAACCAUCGCAUACCUCAGAGCAGAUCAAUUCCCCACAGACCUCAAGCUCCCGGCUGCCUCCCGAGCUAGCUGCCAUGGUGCCUGAGGCCUGUGAUGCUGAUAAUGCCAGCAAAGCAGCUGGAGUGCUAGGUACCUGUCCUUUCCAGAAACACCAACAAAAUACAGUUUCGGAGAUAUGCCCAUCUCCUGCCGAAAACGUAAACCCGCGGGGAAACGUGAAGCUCUUUGCUAAAGAAUCCUGUUCCGGUUCUAGCAGUGACAUACAAGGUUCCCAUGGCAGCUCUGAACAGUAUUCAAAGCAGAAGGAAAUCAAUGGUGCUUACUUCAGGCAAAGCUCAGUGUUCACUAAAGAUUCCAUUUCUGCCACUACCAUGACUCCACCAUCACAAUUGCUUCUUUCUCCCCCUCCUGUUCUUCAGCCUUCCUCAGAAGGAAAAAGCACUCUGGGUGAUGGGGCUUUGGAAGAACAACAGCACUUAGGUAACACAUCUCUCUUAGGGGAAGGGAAAAUAGAACAUCAACCUAAGGCGGCAUCGUCUGGCCAGAGUCUGAAUCCAUCUGUUCAUACAUCCAACCCCUCGCUGAUGCUUCCGGAAGGGCAUCAGAAUAACUGCAUCUCCGUGUGCUCUGAACAAACCAGAACCAUGUCUGAAUAUCUCAAGUAUUACCCACCAAAUCAUGGCUGCGGUGGAGAUUUACAAGCGCACAGCCUGCAUCUGAUGGGACGCAGGGAACAAGAGAUGAUGAAGGAUGAAAACAGGGAACAAACACAAGACUCAAUGCUGGCGGCCCAGCACUAUCUAAAACCUGGAUGGAUUGAACUGAAGACCUCUCGUUUCCGGGAAGCACAGCAUCAGCCCAGAUGUAAGGAUGCGAUGUUUCAGUCGGUCCUUCGCUAUCAGGGUGGCCCUUCCAAUCAGAUGCCCUCCACACAGUGCACUGGAAAUACGAACAUGCCGGGAGGAUUCCAAAGGCUACCCUACAUGCAGAAAACAGCUCAGCCGGAGCAGAAGUCACAAAUGUACCAAGCGGAGACGAAUCAAGGACACUCUGCUGGUAUGAGGGACCAACAUCUACAGUUCCAGCAAACUUCGUACCAGGAGUGCCUCUCCAAGGCAGACACCGCUCCUGGUGCUCACGUUCCAAGUGCUCCUCAUUUUCAUUUCCAGCAGACAGUGAAUCCCCCCACUAAUAAGCACUUGAAUCAACAGGCCACAGAGACCGAACCGUUUUCAAACUUUUUACAGCAUAAGCCUCAUAAGCAGGGAGCACCAAUACGAGCAUCCCAGGACUCAAGUUUCCCUCAAAACUGCCAGCAGCAGCAAUCACAGAGGACGAAUAAAGAACAAAUGCCUGAGACUUUCUCUCAUCUCCAAGGCAGCCAUGAUAAGCUAAGGGAAGGGUCCUGCUCUGGCCAGAUUAAGGUGGAAGAAUGCUAUAGUGGUGAAAACCAGUAUUCAAAAUCAAGCAGUUUCCAAGCUCACAAUACCCAGGGGGGGUUGGAGCAAGUACAGAAUGUGAGUAGUAAGAUGUUAAAAUCAAACACAAACAAAUUACAGGUUCCCUGUUCAGAUGAUACACACCCCAUUCCUGAGAAUCGAGAGCAAACUCUACACCCUGAACUCUUUGCAGGAAAUAAGACCCCACACCUGCAAAACAUGCAAUAUUUCCCAAAUGAUGUGACGCCAAAUCAGGACAUUCAUCGUAGGUGCUUUCCAGAACAUGAACAGAAGCCUCAACCAGCUCCUGCUCUGCAGGAAUUCACAAGCAGAAGCCAGGAUGCAUUUUCUGGGCAGCAGGCAGCAAAACUAGCUGAAGUAGCUCAGCAAAGGUACUUGGUGCAUAAUCAGGCAAAGGCACUCCCUGUGCCCAAGCCAGGAGGAACUCAAACACAGACCCCUCCUCAGAGGGACAUUCAGAAGCAUGCUGCCCUAAGGUGGCUCCUCCUACAAAAGCAAGAGCAGCAGCAAACACAGCAAUCCCAGGCUGACUCUUGUCAUAAUCAGACACACAGGCCAGUCAAGACAGAGCCUGGAUCCAAACCCUCUUCCUGUAAACGCUCCAUGUUGGCACCCCAAGAAAAAAUGCCCAAAAAGAUAAAGCAAGAGAUUCCUCCACUAAGCUGUGAAGAUGGGCAACCUAAGAGCAUCAUUGAGACCAUGGAGCAGCAUCUGAAGCAGUUUCAGCUCAACUCAUUCUUUAACCAUAAGUCCCUGGCUCUGACUCUCAAGUCACAGAAGCAAAUGAGAGUGGAGACAUCUGGCCCCAUCACAGUUGUGUCUACAAAGACCCAUGCUGCAGAGUCGGAGAGCCACACCCCAGCUGCAGAAAAGACACCAACCAAAAGAACAGCUGGCUCUGCACUCAACAAUUUUUUAGACUCACCUUCCAAAUUACUAAAUCUUCCUGUAAGAAAUUUAUUGGAUACUCCUAUCAAGACUCAAUAUGAUUUCCCAUCGUGCAGAUGUGUAGAACAAGUUAUUGAAAAAGAUGAAGGUCCUUUUUAUACCCAUCUAGGAGCUGGUCCUAAUGUGGCAGCUAUUAGAACAAUCAUGGAAGAAAGGUUUGGAGAGAAGGGUAAAGCUAUUAGGAUUGAGAAAGUCAUCUAUACUGGUAAAGAAGGCAAAAGUUCUCAGGGAUGUCCUAUUGCUAAGUGGGUGAUUCGAAGAGAGAACCUUGAGGAGAAACUACUGUGUUUGGUCCGAGAGCGAGCUGGCCACAGCUGUGAUGUUGCGGUGAUUGUGAUUCUCAUCAUGAUCUGGGAAGGAAUCCCAAGGACUCUGGCUGACCAGCUCUACUCGGAUCUUAAAGAGACUCUGAGUAAAUACGGUGCCCACACUAAUCGUCGUUGUGCCCUGAAUGAAGAGAGAACCUGUGCUUGUCAGGGCUUGGAUCCAGAAACCUGUGGUGCCUCCUUUUCUUUUGGUUGUUCUUGGAGCAUGUACUAUAAUGGAUGUAAGUAUGCCAGAAGCAAGAUCCCAAGGAAAUUUAAGCUACUUGGAGAUGAUCCAAAAGAGGAAGAGAAACUAGAAUCUCAUUUGCAAAACCUGUCUACUCUAAUUGCUCCAAUAUACAAGAAAUUUGCACCUGAUGCAUACAAUAAUCAGAUUGAAUAUGAACACAGAGCUCCAGAGUGCCGUUUGGGUCUGAAGGAAGGCCGACCAUUCUCAGGGGUCACUGCAUGUGUGGACUUCUGUGCUCAUGCCCACAGGGACCUGCACAACAUGCCAAAUGGCAGCACAUUGGUGUGCACCCUCACUAGAGAAGACAAUCGAGAGAUUGGAGGACAGCCUAAGGAUGAGCAGCUCCACGUAUUACCUAUGUACAAAAUCUCUCCUGUGGAUGAGUUUGGGAGCACCGAAGGUCAGGAGGAGAAGAUUCGGAAGGGGUCCAUUCAGGUGCUGAACUCUUUCCGGAGGAAGGUGAGGAUGUUGGCAGAGCCAGUCAAGAGUUGCCGACAAAGAAAACUAGAGGCCAAGAAAGCUGCAGCUGAAAAGCUGUCUUCCCUGGAGAACGGCUCAAAUAAGAAUGAAAAGGAGAAGUCUUCCUCGCGCACAAAGCAGGUGGAAAGUGCAAGCCAUAUGAAACAGCUGCCAGAACAAUUGCGACUUUCGGGAUCUGUCAUCCAGCAGCCCCAGCCACUCCAGAGGCACCUUCAUCAAGCACAGCGGCCACCGCAGGCACAGCCACCUCAGCCACAGCAACAGAUCCUACAGAAUAACUCUCAGUCUGAGUCCAUCGGCUCUUACUCCACCAACCCAUACAUGAGACGGCCCAAUCCACUUAGCCCUUAUCCAGGCUCUUCACACACUUUGGAUAUUUAUGGAGAUACCAACCACAUGAACUGUUACCCCACCUCAUCUCAAACUGCAGCAUCGUAUUUGAGUCCUUCUGACCCCAUGAACCCUUACCCUGGGCUUUUCAAUCAGAAUAACCAAUACGGAGCGUAUCAGUGCAAUGGGAAUGUGUCCGUGGACAACUGUUCUUCUUACUUAGGUUCUUACUCCCCCCAGUCUCAGCCCAGGGAUCUGUACAGAUAUGCAAGCCAGGAGCAUCUGACCAAGCUGAACCUACCACCCAUCCACACAUUUUACCAACAGAGGUUUGGAGACGGUCCCUCUAAGUACUUAAGUUAUGGAAACCAAAAUAUGCAGAGAGAGGCCUUCAGCAACUGUACCAUAAAACCAAAUGUACACCACCUCGCAACCUUCUCUCCUUAUCCCACCCCCGAGAUAGAUGGCCAUUUCAUGGGAGCUGCCUCCAGAUUACCGUACAGUAUGAGCAAUCCACACACAGACUACAGAAACAGCGAGCGCCAUCCACCUUCUCAGACGAUCCACAGCUACACCACAGCGGCUUCGGGCAUGACGAACAGCUCCAAUCACGCCUUCCACAGCAAGGAGAAUGACAUGCUCUCCCACACAGCCAAUGGGCUAUCAAGGGUGCUUCCAGGGCUGAAUCAUGAGAGUACAGCUUCUGCCCCAGGUCUAUUACACAAUCUAACUGACAGCAGUCAGGAGAAGCAACCUGGGGCAGCAGGCCAGGGUGUGGCUUCUUCUGUGGAAGACAAUGACGAGGUCUGGUCAGACAGUGAGCACAGCUUUCUUGAUCCUGACAUUGGAGGGGUGGCUGUGGCUCCAACUCAUGGCUCGCUUCUCAUCGAGUGUGCGAAGCGAGAGCUUCAUGCCACAACACGGAUAAAUACUCCCGAUCGGGUCAAUCCUACCAGGAUCUCCCUUGUAUUUUACCAGCAUAAGAACCUGAACGAGCCAAAGCAUGGCUUGGCUCUCUGGGAAGCCAAAAUGGCUGAAAAGGCCCGAGAGAAAGAGGAAGAGUGUGAAAAGUAUGGACCAGAGCACGUGUCUCAGAAAAGCCAUGGCAAAAGGGUAAAACGUGAGCCCAUGGAGCUGCAGGAACCUUCUGAGCCCAGUUACCUGCGCUUCAUCCAGUCUCUUGUUGAGAAGACAGGGUCCCUGACCACAGACUCCACGGUGACUACAUCUCCAUAUGCCUUCACUCAGGUCACGGGGCCUUACAGCAGAUAUGUAUGAUGCUGUCCCUUACGCCGGAACACCAAGAACAACCUGUCAGUGGUAUAGCUCUCGCAGCAUGGGCAACAGGGACAGGUCAUAGCAUCCAUGACAAAUGCAGUGUGUGUGUGUGUGUGUUUGUAUGUGUUUGUUGGGGGGAGGGAUGUCAGCUCACCAGCAAAACAGGGAUUAUUUUUACCAUUGCACUUAAUCUCUACUGACUUCCCAAGCGGUCCCUGGUGGCAUUCAGGAAAAAGACCAAAGCAUCCUAUGCAAAGGGAAGGUGGGAAGAGAGUGCGCCACAGUUCAUAGUUUCGAAACCACUGGUUCUCUUAUUGGCUGAGGUCAUGUGCGUGAGCUGCUUCCCCAGCACUCCACACACAUGACCACGUCUAAUACCAAGUUUGCAUAGUCACGGGACACAGUACUGUAGCAGUACAGUUGCAGGAAUCACCUGGUGCUGAUCUAUGGUGUGCUGAAUACUGGAACUAUGGCUUUUGAACACGCAGUUUUUACUGUAAUCUUAAUAUUAACUUAUUUAUCAAAGAAGCUACAGGAAGCUUACGUGAAUAAUGGCAAAACACUGAAUUUGUUUGGGUGUUACAUGAAAUGGUGCUACAAAAAUGGUGUCUUUAAUAGCCGAAAAGUAAAUGCCUUUUUCACCAUGCUGUCGUCAGUGCAGUCUGGUGCCCUUAAGAACUGGGGUACCUUUCAUUUACAUUUCUGUCUUACUUACUUAUUCUUAUACAGCUUAGUUUUUUAAACGUGGACAUUUUAAAGGCCUCUGGAUUGUGCUCAUCCAGUGAUGUCCUUGUAGGACAAUAAACAUAAUGUGUACAUACACACAUUUUUAUAUGUGCAAAUACAUGUAUAUUGAAAUAUUUUAAGUGGUGUUUUAGAAGCACUUUGCCUACCUAAGCUUUGGCAACUUGAACAAUGCUAAGGUACUGAGACGUUUAAAAAAAAAAGUUUACUUUCACUUAGGAUUAAAAGUUUAUUUUUUUUAAAGGAAAGCUUUUAAAACAUUUGCUUCUAGCCAUGUAUCUGCUGAUGAGCAGUACUCGUUGCUGACACGGCCUGUGAAGUCCAAACCGAAGCUGAGUGGAUGUGUUAUUCCACAGAACACGUGCUUUCUGGUGCUCAUCUUACUGGCUAUAAUAACGGUGUGACGAGCUCGUGGCUUCUGUGUGUGCUGCUUGAUUCUCUGUUGGAUGCAGGCAAUAACUAGCUGCAUGCUACAGACCCAGCAGAGCUUGUCCACUGCAGCCCACGCUGUCUCGUGGAGUUGUAGGUGCUCCAGGACAGCAGGCUGCCUUCGUGUUCCUCAUGCAUUGCGAUGUCAUCUCUUUGCUUAAGUGUCCUCCUUACCAGGAAGCUGGAUUGGACUGAUGCCUGGGUAAGAUGAGCAGACAGGGUUAAGUCCAUGUGAAACGGUUGGCUACAAAACAAAGCAAAAACCCUAAACAAAAUAGGCAGCUGGUUUGCUGUGGUGAUUUUAAAUCAUAAAUUUGUAUAAAAAGACAAAAGAGUUGUAUAGUAAAUUAAAUUGUAAAACAAAACUUUUUUAAUGCAAUGCUUUAGUAUUUUAGUACUGUAAAAAAUUAAAUAUAUACAUAUGUGUAUAUAUAUAUUAUAUAUAUAUAUAUAUAUAAGAUUAAAGCAAAAUUCACAUCACGAUGGUGCUACUCAGACUGCUACACAUAGAUGCUAAUGUGAGCUAGAAUUGAUUAAAAGUUUGAGUGAUGUUCCUACUUGUCAUAUACCUCAACACUAGUUUGGCAAUGGGAUAUUAAACUAAGCGAAAGCUUAUAGCAUUGUAUACCACCAUUUUUUAAAAGUCUUUUUUUAUUAUUAUUAAAACAUACCGUUUUCAAUACUUGAUUUCUUAGCAAGUAUAACUUGAAUUUCAAACCUUUUGUUCUAAAAAUUCAGGGAUAUUUCAACUUGUUCUCCUUAUGCCAACAUGCCAUCUGUGUUUAUGUAAAGUUGUCAGUUAAUAUAUUUUUUUCAGGGAUUUAACUCUUUUAUUUUGAAUCCCUCCUAUUUUGCUUGUACAUGUACUGAUAACUGAAACUGAUUUUGUAAAUUUGUCAACUUUUAAUUAUAAAGAAAAGCAUUUUUUUAACGGUCUGGAGAGUUCUGAUGAUUUCUAACAAAGUAAAAAGCUUAAAAUAGAAUGCACUGACCUGAUAAAGGGAAACUUGUGAAGUCAAAGGUGAUCACAUGGCUGUUGGCCAAAUCCUCCAAGGUUUUUGAUCUAGUAAUGACUACAGGUUCAUAUCCAUGAGUGUCUCGAAACAGUCCUGGAAUCUGGUGGUGUGCCGGGCAAUAGGACUCUGUUACACUGUGGCCUAAAAAGAGUGUUGCUUACCAGCUUUUCAAAUAAAGGGCUCCAUGAUCAGUGGAGGAGACCUUUGUGAUUUACUGGUCACAUUUUGUCAUUAAAACUUUCAGAACGUCUGCUUUGCACACAAAACCCCAAGGUUAAUGGUUUUCCACACCAUGAUGUUGAUUCCACGACAUCGGCUUCUUGUAGGUGCGUUUGGCCAUCUUGAGCCAAUCUCCAUAAGGAAUGUUUGCUUUACAUGUCACCCACUGUCAUUUGUCAAACUGCUGGCCAACAGGAGCAGGAAGUGUGGUUGUGAGGGGAUGGGUCAUGUAGGACGAGAAGCAAUUAAAUGACAUCCAACCUCUCAGUUAAAUCAAAUGGAAAGCAGAUCAGAGAUUUGCUUCUAUAGGAAUGGGUUGACCACAGGGCCAUACUUGAAAGUGCUUCUGCGUGGUGUCAACAUUACUUGAAUGAAUUUUUCAUCUUGAUUGACGCACAGUGAUGUCUAGUUCACUUUACAAGGUAGUUGUUAACUUGUUAGGAAAAUCUUUUGCAGUUUGACACUAAGAUGAUGAUCUUCUGUGUGCAUUUUUCUAUGGUUUAUUUUUUUAACUUAGUUUCCUUCAUGAGAUGUUGGGUUUGUUUAUAAAAUCUGAGGGUGGUUAUAAAUACUGUAAGUAUUGUAAUGUUAUGCAGGCUAUUUGAAAGCUGUUUAUUAUUAUAUCAUUCCUGAUAA
Messenger RNA from Chionomys nivalis (European snow vole), 9181 nucleotides. It is a transcript of the gene Tet2, whose product is annotated as tet methylcytosine dioxygenase 2. The coding region runs from base 303 to 6137 and encodes 1944 amino acids. The record is from RefSeq and is a predicted model, not a curated record. NCBI's taxonomy places the organism in Eukaryota, Metazoa, Chordata, Mammalia, Rodentia, Cricetidae. Gene Ontology annotation, cellular component: nucleus. Gene Ontology annotation, biological process: positive regulation of transcription by RNA polymerase II; myeloid cell differentiation; oxidative demethylation. The transcript has 11 exons. Gene Ontology annotation, molecular function: DNA 5-methylcytosine dioxygenase activity.